This is a messenger RNA of Ustilago hordei, 189 nucleotides long. Its product is annotated as putative QCR9 - ubiquinol--cytochrome-c reductase subunit 9. Gene Ontology annotation, biological process: mitochondrial electron transport, ubiquinol to cytochrome c. The record is from RefSeq and is a predicted model, not a curated record. The coding region runs from base 1 to 189 and encodes 62 amino acids. The transcript has 4 exons. NCBI's taxonomy places the organism in Eukaryota, Fungi, Basidiomycota, Ustilaginomycetes, Ustilaginales, Ustilaginaceae.
AUGUCGCUGGCCAAGUCUGUCUACAACACUGUCUUCAAGCGUAACUCUGUUUACGUCGGAUCGAUCUUCUUCGGUGCCUUCGCCUUCGGUAUCGGCUACGACCUUGCCACCACAGCAUGGUGGGACUCGCAUAACAAGGGCAAGCAGUGGAAGGAUAUCCGAGGAAAGUACCUCGAAGACUCCAAGUAA